AUGAUACCAGCAGUCCUCACAAACUUGCACCAACUGCAUGAUUUGGCCACUAUUUAUCUGAAACGAAGUGGUGGUACUUUCAUGUUUAAAGGUCCAUGGUUCGCCAACAUGGAUAUGCUCGUUACAACGGAUCCAUUAGAUAUCCAUCACAUUUUAAGCAAGAACUUCCCUAAUUAUCCUAAAGGCCAAAAUUUCCGUAAAAUGUUUGAUAUCCUCGGAGAUGGAAUCUUUAAUGCCGAUGGACAUAUAUGGGAGAUCCAGCGCAAAACCACCAUGUCCCUCUUAAGGCAACCCAACUUUCAAAGUGUUUUUGAAGCGAUUGUCUGGAACAAGGUGGAAAGCGGGCUUUUACCAGUGCUAGAAUCAAUUUGCGAACUAGGCAAAGAGGUAGAUUUGCAGGAUAUAUUUCAAAGGUUCACUUUUGACACUAUAUGCAGGUUGCUCUUAGACUAUGACCCGAAAAGCCUUUCUGUUGAUUUCCCAUCCCUUCCGUGUGAGAAGUCGAUGACAGAUAUUCAAGAAGGUAUAUUUUACAGACAUUUUAUGCCACCGUUUCUUUGGAAAUUGCAACAACUACUAAGAAUCGGGAAUGAGAAGAAGUUGAGUGAAGCAUGCAAUGUUCUUGAUCACUUUUUAUACAAGUGCAUAGCGAGAUUACAAAAUGAGUACUCGAGCGACAUUGAGAAAGAACAUGGGCAAGGAAACGUUGGACUAGGAACAUCGCUGAUUAGAGAAUUCAAGGACCAAACCGGUAGUUCUGGAGAUCACAACAAGUUUUUAAGGGAUACCUUAGGUACCCUAGUGGGUGCAGGGAAAGAUACAACUAGCACCACCCUCUCAUGGUUUUUCUAUCUCGUUGCAAAAAAUCCAAUCGUAGAGGACAAGAUUCGAGAGGAGAUUCACAGGUUUAUGGAGGUGAAAGUAGAUGAUCGAAAAUGGAAUUCGAAAGAGUUAAGCAAACUGGUUUAUCUUCAUGGGGCUUUAUGCGAAGCCUUGAGGCUUUAUCCACCUAUUCCUUUUAACCACAAGAUUCCAUUACAACCGGAUAUCCUUCCAAGUGGCCAUAAGGUUAGUAAAAAAACCAAGAUUAUUCUAUAUCACUAUGGCAUGGGCAGGAUGAAAAAAAUAUGGGGUAAGGAUUGCAUGGAAUUUAAGCCUGAAAGAUGGAUCUUAGAGGGAGGAGGGAUGAAAUAUGAGCCAUAUUACAAAUUCCCGGCAUUUAAUGGAGGUCCGAGGACUUGUUUAGGUAAGGAUAUGAGUUUCACUCAGCUGAAGAUAGUGGCAUCUACGAUCAUUUACAGUUAUCAUAUUGAGUUGGUGGAAGGUCACCCGGUGUUUCCAAGCGAUUCCAUAGUACUUCAGAUGAAACAUGGUUUGAAGGUAAAGUUAACAAAAAUAAGUGAAGUGGAUAUUAGUUCCAAACAUGUGAAAUUAUGA
Messenger RNA from Lactuca saligna, 1437 nucleotides. NCBI's taxonomy places the organism in Eukaryota, Viridiplantae, Streptophyta, Magnoliopsida, Asterales, Asteraceae. The record is from the annotation of a GenBank genome assembly.